Xenopus tropicalis (tropical clawed frog) is the source of this 1250-nucleotide messenger RNA. It is a transcript of the gene ptgr1.2, whose product is annotated as prostaglandin reductase 1, gene 2. Gene Ontology annotation, molecular function: oxidoreductase activity; oxidoreductase activity, acting on the CH-CH group of donors, NAD or NADP as acceptor; 2-alkenal reductase [NAD(P)H] activity. The record is from RefSeq and is marked provisional. Gene Ontology annotation, cellular component: cytoplasm. Lineage: Eukaryota; Metazoa; Chordata; Amphibia; Anura; Pipidae.
GGACAAGUAACAUCCCAUCCUCCCGCCCCCGGUUUUGUGGAAAAGCUGAAGUACCAUGAGCACAUCACAAAUGGCUUUGAGAACAUGCCAGCAACCUGAAGAAUAAAAGGUAAUAAAGAUGGUGGUAGCUAAGUCAUGGACCAUGGUGAGGCACUUUGAUGGUGCACCACAACCUGAAGAUUUUUUGUUGAUAGAGAAAGAGCUGCCACCCCUAAAAGAAGGAGAGGUACUACUGGAAUCUGAGUUUUUGAGCGUCGACCCAUACAUGAGGCCAUAUAGUAAAAUGAAGUUAAAGGAGGGAGAUGUUAUAAUGGGAUCACAGGUUGCCAGGGUGGUGGAGAGCAAGAAUCCUGCCUUCCCAGUAGGUGCCUGCUAUGUUGCCUAUGCAGGAUGGACAACACAUUUCAUAUCAGAUGGCACAGAACUUGAUGCAUUACCCUCAAACUGGCCUGACAAUCUACCUAGAUCACUGGCACUGGGAGCGGUAGGCAUGCCAGGACUGACAGCAUAUUUUGGGUUUUUGAAAGUUUGCAAUCCAAAGGAAGGGGAUGUUGUUCUUGUUAACGCUGCUGCUGGUGCUGUUGGCUCAGUCGUGGGUCAGAUUGCUAAGAUCAAAGGCUGCAAAGUAAUUGGAUCAGCGGGCUCAGAUGACAAAGUUGGCUUUUUAAAAGAAAUUGGAUUUGAUGAAGCCUUUAACUACAAGACUGUAAGCUCAUUAGCGGAAGCUCUGAAAACGGCCUCUCCAGAAGGAUACGACUGCUACUUUGACAAUGUUGGGGGGAAGUUUACAGAUACUGCUCUGCAACAAAUGAAAGAUUUUGGAAGAAUUGCUGUCUGUGGUGCCAUCUCUUUGUAUAAUGAUUCAGUACCCUCGACAGGGCCCUACAUUCAACCGUAUAUUCUCUUCAAACAACUCUGUAUGGAAGGAUUCUUUGAUACUCGCUGGCAAGAUCAAUUUCCAGAAGGACUGAAACAGCUCUUGCAGUGGGUUAUAGAGGGAAAGCUGAAGUACCGUGAGCACGUCACAAAUGGCUUUGAGAACAUGCCAGCAGGUUUUAUAGGGCUGUUUAAAGGAGAAAAUACUGGCAAAGCUAUUAUAAAAAUGUAAAAAGCUGCCGUAGAAUUUAGCAGUUAUUAGAUUUUCAGAUGAAGGCAGCAGUACCCUAUUAGUAUAUCCCCAGUCUCACUGCAACAGUGAGUUAUUCUAAUUCAAUCUGAACUACUAAAGAAUAAAACAUUCCCUUUAUAAA